Molecule: messenger RNA, 940 nt
Organism: Phodopus roborovskii (desert hamster)
Lineage: Eukaryota; Metazoa; Chordata; Mammalia; Rodentia; Cricetidae
Gene: Arpc3
Product: actin related protein 2/3 complex subunit 3
Exons: 7
Coding region: 152-688 (178 amino acids)
Biological process (GO): regulation of actin filament polymerization; Arp2/3 complex-mediated actin nucleation
Cellular component (GO): cytoskeleton; Arp2/3 protein complex
Molecular function (GO): actin filament binding
Source: RefSeq, a predicted model, not a curated record
AACCGGGGGCGGAAGCUGAACCGGAAAUGCAUGUCUUCGCUUCGCCCGCCUCUUCCGGCUCACUUCCGCCCACUCCACCCAGGUUCGCCGGCCGGAAACGUUCGCGUUACCUGGGUCCUGCUUCUCUGGAUCGAAUCCGGACACCGCCAAAAUGCCGGCUUACCACUCUUCCCUCAUGGACCCUGACACGAAGCUCAUCGGCAACAUGGCGCUGUUGCCCAUCAGAAGUCAGUUCAAAGGGCCCGCCCCUCGAGAGACAAAAGACACCGAUAUUGUGGAUGAAGCCAUCUAUUACUUCAAGGCCAAUGUCUUCUUCAAGAACUAUGAAAUUAAGAAUGAAGCAGACAGGACCUUGAUCUACAUCACACUCUACAUUUCUGAGUGUCUAAAGAAACUCCAAAAGUGCAAUUCCAAGAGCCAAGGCGAGAAAGAAAUGUACACGCUAGGAAUCACGAACUUUCCAAUUCCUGGAGAGCCUGGCUUUCCCCUCAAUGCCAUUUAUGCCAAACCUGCGAACAAACAAGAGGAUGAAGUGAUGCGGGCAUAUCUACAGCAGCUGAGGCAAGAGACUGGACUGAGGCUCUGUGAGAAAGUGUUCGACCCUCAGAAUGAUAAACCCAGCAAGUGGUGGACUUGCUUUGUGAAGAGACAGUUCAUGAACAAGAGUCUUUCGGGACCUGGGCAGUGAGUGGAGCCUGGGCAGCCACCGCCUGCAGAGUCCUAGGGAGCAUCACACGGAGGUGUACACAGUCCUUUGUGUCCGUUCAUAAUGCAUCAUGAAGUGAGAAGAGAGUGUGUCUUUGCCGGAAAAGCUCUUGAUCAUGAAUUUGGGGGGUGGGUGUCAGGUGAUCUGAAUUUUCGGCAAUUUCAGGCUGGUACUUAAGAUGUAAUAAAGGUCACUGCUUACUUAGACAUUGAAUUAAAACAUUUUUGAGAUAAA